UGUGAGCAUUGGUGUGUUUCCGUGUGAAGGUUUAAUUGGUAAAGACUACUGACCCAGAUCAAGAUGAGAACGGGUUCUACUGUAAGGGUCUACUGUCAUUUUUCACUGCAGUAAUCUGAGUGACACCAAGCAGGUGAUUGGGACCGUUGUCUAUGAGAGCCAUUUAUCGUUUAAUACAGAACGAAGCUGCGAUGAUGAUCUGUCAUUGACACUCUUGUGGUGCCAUGCUGCUAUGUAUCCUGGAGGUGUUUGUGUGGACGACUUUUUAUCAGUCUGCUUGCAUCCAGUUUCCACCCCCAUCUACUGCUGCAAUUUAUGUACCCUGUCUGGAAAAAGGUCUUUACGUAUAGUUGGAAUAUGCCCAAUGUAGAGCUGAGGAUGCACAGGUGGAAUUCUCUCCUUUGGAAAUGGCCGCUCCAAUUUUCCUCCCUGUACCUGGGCUUUCUGUAUUUCCUCUGCUCUUCCUCUGGGGUUUCAGCCAGCAUAUGCACUGUAACAGGGGGCGUGUUUGGCAUCCACUGGAGCAACGUCAUCGGGCUGGGUUGGCAGGCGCUAGCGGUGGACCAUGGGGGACCUCGGUGCUGGGAAUCCUGCUGCAUGAAGCCCUCAUGCGGUGCUGUGUGGAGCCUCGGUGGACGUUGCGUGUUACUGGCUUGUAUUAAAACGGAUGGCUGCUCUAUCACGUCGCUCCCUCAGCCGGAUGAAGAAUCUGUGGGGCUUUUACAGCAGCUGAACAAGAGGAUGCGCAGGAGGAGGAAAGUUCGCCACGUUCAGAAUGUCAGAGUGAUCAGGGAUACAGACAAUGACCAACCACCCGAACCUACAGCAGCACUGCCCACAACUCCUCUACAUACAGCCAGUGAAACUAUCGGCCAAUCCACCAAAGGCAGGGAAGAACCGGAAUCCCCCUUGGCUUCUGAGCAUAAUUCAACAACAGUCAUUGUCGAUCAUUCAACAAUGUCCAACAUCAGCAGUCCGUCACCACAACCCUCACCAACAACACCAGCUGUGCGGGAACUGGUCGUGUCUGCCGGCAACAGUGUGGAGGUCACUUUACCACGCAAUGAGGUGGAGCUGAAUGCUUUCGUACUCCCAGAGCCCCCUUCAGAGACGAGCUAUGUCUUUGACUGGCGUUUGAGGACUCAUCCGAAAGACUACAGUGGAGAAAUGGAGGGUAAACACAGCAAAACGCUCAAGCUCAGUAAGCUCACAGUGGGUCUGUAUGAGUUUGAGGUAGUGGUGGAAGGUGAGGGCGCUCAUGGUGAAGGAUAUGUCAACGUUACUGUCAAACCAGAGCCACGAGUGAACAAGCCACCUGUUGCUGUGGUUUCUCCGAAGCACCAGGAGAUUUUAUUGCCAACGAGCUCCACUGUGAUUGAUGGCAGUCAGAGUACAGAUGAUGAUAAAGUGGUGUCGUGGCACUGGGAGGAGGUUAAGGGGCCUCUAAGAGAGGAAAAGGCCUCGGGUAAUACAGCUACUCUCACCCUUACAGGCCUGGUUCCUGGUAACUACACCUUCAGUCUCACUGUGACUGACUCGGAUGGAGCUCAAAAUUCAACUCAAGCCACGUUGACAGUCAACAAGGCCACAGACUACUGGCCCACAGCUAAUCCUGGACCCAACCAGGUCAUCACCCUGCCACACAACUAUAUCACACUGUAUGGCAACGAGAGCACGGAUGAUCACGAGAAUCUGUCGUAUGAGUGGUCGCUCAGUCCUGAGAGUAAAGGCAAAGUGGUGGAGAUGCAGGGUGUGAGGACACCCAUCCUGCAACUUUCUGCUAUGCAAGAAGGUGACUACACCUUUAAGCUAACUGUCACUGACUCGUCCGGGCAGCAAGACUCAAAGCAGGUCACUGUGAUUGUCCAGCCAGAGAAUAACAAGCCUCCUGUAGCAGACGCUGGACCAGACAAAGAACUGACACUGCCGGUCGAUCGCACCACGCUCGAUGGAAGCAAAAGCACAGACGACCAAAAAAUUGCGACGUAUCACUGGACUAAAACAAAGGGCCCGGAGGGGGUGAAAAUUGAAAAUGCAGACACUGCGGUUGCCACAGUGACCGGAUUGCAAGAGGGCGAGUACAUUUUCAUGCUGACAGUGACUGAUGAAAGGGAUCUGGAAAAUUCUGAUACAGUUUCAGUCAUUGUCAGAGAAGAGGAUGACCAGCCGCCUGUCGCCAAAGUGAUUUCCAGUCCUCCGAUCUCUCUGCCUGUUCGCAUGGCAGUUCUUGAUGGUUCACGGUCAUCGGAUGAUAAAGGUGGAAUUAGUUACGUCUGGUCCCGUGAUGAGAACAGUCCAGCUGCAGGGGAUGUUCUCAAUAACUCGGACCACCAGCCAGUGCUGUUUCUUGGUAAUCUGGUGGCAGGAAAGUACACCUUUACAUUGACAGUUACCGACAGUAAGGGGAAGACCAGUAUUGACAGAGGCACUGUAGAGGUUCGACCAGAUGUGUACGAGCGCGACUUGGUGGAAUUAAUCCUGGAAGUUGGUGUGGCUCAGGUGUCUAGCAGACAGAAAGACAUGUUGAUCAGACAGGUUGGCGUCCUGUUGGGUGUCCUGGACAGUGACAUCACUGUGCGAGAGAUUAGCGCCUUCAAUGAGCAUAGCACUCGCUUGGUAUUUCUGGUAUCAGGAGGUCCCGGACGACCUCCGUUGUCUGGCCACAGUGUUGCACUGGAACUGCGCAACAAACUUCGAAAGCAAAAAAAUGACUUCUUAAUCUUUAAGGCCCGGAGGGUGGACACAGUUGUAUGCCAGCUAAACUGCUCCAGUCACGGAGAAUGCGACUUUUUUACCAGACGUUGUGUUUGCCACCCAUUCUGGAUGGAAAAUUUAAUCAGAAUUCAUUUUGGCGAUGCCGAGACCAACUGUGAAUGGAGUGUAUUGUAUGUGACAAUAGCAUCAUUCAUGAUCGUGGUUGCUAUCGCAACAUUAAUCUGGGGUGUGGUGUGCUGCUGUAGAAGACGAAAAGGCAAAGUGAGACGAAAGAGCCGCUAUAAAAUGCUGGGAGAAGAUGAACAAGAGACUCUGGAGUUACAGUUACCUAGAACUGGUAAUAAAAUCCAUUAUCCUGCUUUUUAUAAGAAAAACGGUCGGAAGAAGCCGCUCUCAGUUCCAAAAUCAUCUGCGCUCAUGCACUCAGAUUCUGAUCUGGAAAGUGAUGACGGCCAGGCAGGUGUCCCCUGGUCUGACCGAGAGCGAGGAAAACUUCUACCACCCCAAAACGGAUCUCUCCGUAACGGCCAAGUUCCUCAUAAACUUAAAAAUCAAAGAGAGGAGCUGCUUUAGCAAAGGAGCCAAACCCUUUAUAACACCAACUGCACUGUUCACCUCUUAUCCACUUCCAUCUUUAGUUUUAUUUUUAAUGAAGGACUUUCAGGAUGACCUCUGAAACUGCACCUCCGGGUUGAAUCCCAGCCCACUCUGAGCCAAAAUAAUGUCGAUGAAAUAAAAAAGAAGAGGGAAUUUUUUCCUUGGAUGUGUUGAGCCAUGCGCCACAAAAGACAAUGAGAAUGUAUCUGCUUAACUACAGAGAGAGACUUUAUUUGUACAGGUCACCGUUUGGAAGGCAUUAAGCAUUGCAGUGUUGCUCUCGUAGAAACAUUUUCCCACCGGUAUGUCACAUCACACUGAGGAUGACUGAACACUGCUGGGCACGUGUAUUAAUUAGUAUGUUUGAUUAAUAAUAAUGCAGAGAGCUAUACGUGAGCGUGGUACGCACAGUGCCACAUUAUAAGACUGCAUGAAGAUUUUGGUUUCUUUUUUAUAGUUGGCAUGUUUUGAAUUGUGCAUAUGCUACUUUUCUCUGCAAUCCAGUGGCCAUAUGUAUGUAAGAAGUGGAUUUUUGCCACUUUAAACACCAGCAGAAGAUCUGAGCUGUGAAGUCUGCAACAUAAUAGCCAUGUUUGUCAAGGUGAGAGUAAAUGCUGCUGAGUCUUUGUCAAGGGGUUUAUCCUCCACUGGAAAUCACAUUUGAUGUUACACUGGAACAGAUCACAUUGUUGCUGGUGGUUUUGAUAAUGAAUAUGACAGAAGGGGGUCUUGGUUUACUCCUUAUCUCAACAUCCCAACCUUUCAUAAUCUCUACCAUCAUGUCAUUUAUUUAAUCAGUUUGUUUUAGUCAGUAAAUCUUAAGAACGUGUUCUGCUAGACCUGGCUUGCUUUGGAACUGUUGGUUUGUUUUUUAAAUAUUUUCUGUUCAGCUUUUUGAGAUACAGCACCACGAUGCUGAUUUUUAUGAAAGAACUGAGCGUAAAUAGGAUGAGAUGUGCGUGACCCCUCUCAUGUCUGAGUCUUGAACAUUCUUGUGAAUGCAUGAGUAUUUAAAUACCUCCACAGACUGGGAAAAUGAAGUGGUAUUGAUUUAUUUUUUAUUCAUGUUUUUUUUUUUUGUGAAGGAUUAUCUGUUUCAUGUGAAUUGUUCUAAUACAACUGGAGUAAAUAAAAUGUACUUACAGCUGUCUUUUUUUUUAUUAAUGUUACCCUUAGUUUUACACCUAAAUGCUUUUGGAUUUCACCAGAAUGUACAGAGUCGUGUAAACUUUACCUUAUAGGGAAGUAAAGGGUUUUGAAAUGCAAGAACCAAACCACAAGUUUAGUCUUAAAAUGUCUGUUUAAAAAGACAGUUUACAUUCCAUUAUAUUUAUCACUUUCUCUGUCAGGUUAAAUCAAGGAUUAAAACAACUUGUAUCCCUACUGUA
This is a messenger RNA of Paramisgurnus dabryanus, 4700 nucleotides long. RefSeq names its product KIAA0319-like ortholog. The record is from RefSeq and is a predicted model, not a curated record. Gene Ontology annotation, biological process: neuron migration. Gene Ontology annotation, cellular component: membrane; Golgi apparatus; cytoplasmic vesicle. NCBI's taxonomy places the organism in Eukaryota, Metazoa, Chordata, Actinopteri, Cypriniformes, Cobitidae.